Purpureocillium lilacinum is the source of this 1065-nucleotide messenger RNA. NCBI's taxonomy places the organism in Eukaryota, Fungi, Ascomycota, Sordariomycetes, Hypocreales, Ophiocordycipitaceae. The record is from RefSeq and is a predicted model, not a curated record.
AUGAUCGCGGUGCCGGUUCCGCGCGCGCCGCCAGCAACUCGCACCGUCGCAGCCGCCCAGGCCCCGGGUUCCGGGUCGGGCAGCAGCAGGUACCAUGUGUCCACCGCCGUGGCCUCGUUGUCAGUCGGCUUGAUCUUCUCCCUUAUCCUCGCCGUUUACGUAUUCAAGGGCUGUGUUUGGCGACUCCCCGGUUGCUCCCGCUGCCGCCGACGACACCGGGAGGGAGCAGCAGCAGCUGGAGAAGAAGAAGCGGCGCAUGAUGACAAGCCUCGCAACUUGGGACUCGGCCGCGAUAUGCUGGAGUCCUUGCCCAUCGUUGUGUACACGCCUGGCUCGCCGUAUACCUGCUCCGGAGGACGCUCUGAGCUCGAUCCCGAUGCGGUGGUGAAAAACGACGAGCGGCACUGCGCCAUAUGCACAGAAGGCCUCGAUCUCGGCGUCAAGUUACGCCACCUCCCAUGCGGACAUCGUUUCCACCCUGACUGCAUCGACCCUUGGCUCCUGGAGCGCUCUCGCACAUAUUCUAAAGAGCGUCUUCCUAAAAAGUCGCACCGACGCUCUGGAGGCAGUCGUCGUUCCCAGGAACGUCGUGGAGCGACCUCGUCGGGCGCUCCUCGCCGGUCGAUGGCGACGGGUGCCCUCGUCGCGGCCCCCCCCCUAACACAUCCGACAGACUGUUCACGAGCUCCAGAUGCUACCUCUGACGAGUGUGCCGACUGUUCAUUCGCCCGGGCCGGGCACGUCGUGGGCGGCGAGCGUCGCCUUGCAGGCUGCCCGCCGUCCUGCGCCACUGCCGCCCGUCCCAGAACGAGCACGCCCGGGCGCGUAAUUGUGCCAUAUUCCUGCGGUAGUCAGCCGUAUGGCGGAAUGGACGAAAGGAUUGGUCGCGGUGUGAGAAGCGUUCUGCCUCCUGCGACGAAGACGGCGAUGUGCGGUCCGUCAACCGGGUGGGCUUUGGUUGCCGGCUGGUGGCGGCACGAGAGAGAGCAAAGGAAACCGUCGCAGUACGUCGGGCGACAGCUCUUUGUUCCUGAGAGGAGGCCGUCGCGAGGCAGGACGAAAUAA